Cadophora gregata is the source of this 1599-nucleotide messenger RNA. RefSeq lists its product as uncharacterized. The transcript has 4 exons. The coding region runs from base 1 to 1599 and encodes 532 amino acids. Gene Ontology annotation, biological process: proteolysis. Gene Ontology annotation, molecular function: serine-type exopeptidase activity; dipeptidyl-peptidase activity. NCBI's taxonomy places the organism in Eukaryota, Fungi, Ascomycota, Leotiomycetes, Helotiales, Ploettnerulaceae. The record is from RefSeq and is a predicted model, not a curated record.
AUGAGGUCUUCUCUGGUCACUGCCCUCUCGGCAUUGGCUUGCCUUGUUUCGGGAAACCAGUUCAAGAACUUGGGGAGACUGCUUCCUCCUCUCGAGGACGCCGAUGUCCUCGCUGCGGAUAUUGCUGCCGCCCCAGUCAAUACUACAGGCUCCGGGUUCUUUACCCAAUUGCUUGAUCAUGACAAUCCCAGCAAGGGUACCUUCCAGCAGAAGUACUGGUGGAAUUCCGAAUUUUGGGCGGGGCCAGGUUCACCUGUUGUCUUUUUCACUCCAGGUGAAAUUGCUGCUGGUGGGUAUGGUGCAUACCUCACCAAUGUCACCAUCACUGGUCUCUAUGCUCAGGAGAUCAAAGGUGCUGUGGUCAUGGUCGAACACCGUUACUGGGGCGAAUCUUCUCCAUACGACACUCUCAAUGCUGAGACCUUGCAACUACUGACUUUGCACCAAGCCAUUCUCGAUUUCACCUAUUUCGCCAAGACAGUUGCUCUCCCAUUCGACACCGACCAUAGCUCCAACGCUGAUAAAGCACCAUGGGUAUUCUCUGGUGGGUCUUACUCCGGCGCUUUGGCAGCUUGGACCGAGAAGCUAGCCCCAGGCACUUUCUGGGCGUACCAUGCAUCCUCUGCGCCUGUUGAGGCAAUCUAUGAUUACUGGCAGUACUUUACCCCGGUUCAAGAGGGUAUGCCGAAGAAUUGCAGCAAAGAUAUCACAGCAGUAGUCGAGUAUAUGGAUGAUGUCUUCAUGCAUGGCAAAGAGUCUGAGAAGCUGGCACUCAAAGCACAGUUCGGUCUUGAGUCACUUGAUCACUACGACGAUGUGAUGGGCGUUCUUGAGUAUGGCCCAUGGUUGUGGCAAUCCAACAGCUUCUACACCAACUACUCUGGCUUCUUCCGGUUCUGCGAUGCUAUUGAGAACGUCAAGGCUGGGGCAGCAGUCACUCCAGAUGCAAACGGUGUAGGACUUGCGAAAGCCCUCCCAGCUUAUGCCAAAUGGGUAAACGAGACAUUUAUCCCUGGAUUCUGUCAAGGUUACGGCUAUGAGGAUGAGCGUGAGACCAAGUGUAUGGACACCUAUGACCCAACCAACAUUAUCUUCACCAACCGAGCAGUCGACAACGACAUUGACCUGCAAUGGCAAUGGAUGCUUUGCAAUGAGCCAUUCGGCUACUGGCAAGAUGGCGCUCCUCGUCACGAGGUUACUAUCGUUUCCCGUCUCAUCAAUGGUGCAUAUUGGCAACGUCAAUGCGACCUCUUUUUCCCCACGGUUAAUGGCUUCACAUACGGCUCCAACAUCUCUCCCGAUAACAAUGUCCACCAAGUGAACAAACACACCGAGGGCUGGAGGCUUGAGAAAACUACUCGCCUCAUCUGGACGAAUGGCCAAUACGAUCCAUGGAAGACAUCGGGCAUGAGUUCUGAGUUCAGACCUGGUGGGCCAUUCCCAGGUACUGCAACUGCUCCUCUGCAGAUUAUUCCAGGAGGAUUCCACUGCUCUGAUCUGAGACUCAGGAAUGGAAUAUUUAAUGCUGGGGUACAGAAGGUCAUCGAUAAUGAGGUUGCGCAGAUAGUCAAGUGGGUUGAGCAGUACCCGAAGAAAUAG